CGGACCACACAGUAGCACAUUCAAUUGUUGACAAAUAAGCUGUAUCACAACAAGUUUCGACAGUUUUCAUUCCGUGCUGAUGGUAUCAACUCUAUGAUUUAUCUGGCAUCUGUUGGUGAACUCAAACGGGUCAUUGAGAAUCGUGUUUAUUAGGACGAAUUUGGAAGUCUGCUUAGUCGGAGGGGGGUCUCUAAAGACAGCAGUUAUGAGAACAACUUCUUCGUAGACGGAAUCUUAUUAUUCAACUUCUGCUCUUCAGGUGGAAAACAAACUCUAUAAUUUUAGUGUGGAUUGUUGGUUGUAGAGAACAAGGUUCCAUCAUGGCAGUCAGAACUGUUCCAUCCUUGAGGUGGUUUCAUCUAGUGUUUCUACUCCUGUGUGUGAGUUUAACUUUCCUCGGAGCGUCGGCGACGAACUCAAAAGACAGUCAUGAUCAGAUCAUUUGGGAUCCUUUACCAACGCAGCCACAAUCCAACACAUCCAGGGAUAAUGUAGCCACGGCGCCAAACGGGAUAUUCCACGUCGCCUCGGAGUUCAUAAACGCCGUUUCUCCAAAUGAGUUUCCUUUAAAUCUGCUUCGUGGAGUAAUCAACGGAACCAUUGAUCCUUUACAGGAAUAUAAUCAGUUUAUUAAUUUCUCUGCGGGUUUCAUCAUCUGCUUUGUCAUUGGUAUACUCUUCAUUAUCAUCAUGCCAAUCACGGGCCUGAUCUUCUGCUGUUGCCGUUGCUGCGAGAACUGCGGCGGGAAGAUGCUGCAGCGUGAAAAGUACAACACGACGUGCAGGCGUGUCUGCUUUGCAACCUUUCUCUGCCUUGCAACGGGGCUGAUCAUUCUGGGCUUGGUUGGAGCCUUCAUGGCUAAUGCUCGUAUGUCAACAGCCAUUCAAGGUAUCAAUGAUACAGUAGACACGAAUAUUAUGGAUGUGAGAAGCUACAUUAAUCACACAUUCACGGAGUUUGAGUUUCUGGCUUUUGAGCAGUUUGGCUAUGUGUUCCGUCUGAUCGUCAAUGACCUAGACAAUGUUGGUGAUCAGGUCGGUGGUGUGAUCCAUCAAGCUCUAUCAGCUAAGGUCAACCCAGCGCUUGAGUCGAUCUUCAUGUUGGCUGAUGAAUCUUCAGGCCUACAGGAGAAUUUAGCCGCAGUCAACCGCUCGACCAAGGAACUAAUAAUGAAAGCAGCCGAACUGCAAGCGUCUCUAGAGAUGGCAAAGAUGAUGAUCAACGAAACAUUGCAGUUACUUCCCUGCCAACCUGGUCAACCCUGUCCAAAGGACGAUGUGAGACUAGAAGACUUAACAACAGCUGCAGAUUUCAGAAUUAUUGAUAUAGAGCCGCAGCUAAACAGAGUCAACCAAGCGUUGCGUAUCAACAUCACAGACCUAGCCACGCGAGGCAGACAAGAGUUUGACCAAAUCCCAGAGAGGGUCUUGAAUGAAAGCAAAACUGCCGUCAAACAAUUUACAAAUGAGCUUAUGAAACUGAGAGAAUCAGUUGGAGAUCAAACCAAGGAAUUCGAAGACCAAAUUGCACCAGAUAUCAACAGUGCCAUCGAGAGCAUAUCUCCAGAGUCGGGCAGUCCUAAUGCGCAGAGAGCGUACUCCGAACUCGAAACAGUUAAGACCUAUGAUAAAUACAGGUUUUACGCCGGCAUCGCUCUGUGUUGUGUAAUUCUCAUCAUUGUUGUUUGUAACUUCCUUGGUAUUUUGUUUGGGGAGUGUGGACGCGACACCAGAGACAGACCAACGGAGAGAGGAUGCUUCUCGAACUUUGGUGGAACUCUACUCCUUGCGAGUGUGGCUUUUACAUUCAUCUUCUCUGCCUUUGUCAUGCUGUUUACUACGCUGUGCUUUCUCGCCGGUGGAGUGUCGGAGAAAGUUAUUUGUGAACCUUUGGAGACAAAGUCCAUCUUCAAGGAGGUUAUUGAUUACCCCUACCUGAUCGAUCCUGAGUAUGAAUAUUGGUUGAGUGGAGCUCUGUUUAAAUCGGACUCACCCCCACUGACAAUAGAGAGUUUAAUCAAUUCCUGCGAGGCCAAUGCUGGCCUCUAUAGAGCUAUGAAACUAAGCUAUUACUUCAACAUUACAGCUGCAUUGGAUUACAGACAGCUAUAUCCAGACAUCACAACCUAUCUCGAUACAAUCCAAGUCGAUCUUUCUGGCGUUGAAAUCAUUUCACCAAUGACAAAGACUUCCUUGACAGAAUUUAUGGACUCGGGUGUUGGUGAUGUCAAUUACACACAGUAUCUUGAAGAAAUCAGGAAAGGGAAUACGAUGGUGGAUUUGUUAUCCUUGGCAACACAGUUGGAGAGCUAUGCAGUGGACCCGUUACCAGAUCUUAAGCAGACCAGGUUACGGGAGCAUGCCUUCACGCUACGCAAUAUUCAACGGGACAAUGUUGCGCCGAUGCAAUCUUAUGUGGAUUCCUUGGAGGCUAAUCUAGACGUACUUCUUAGUAAAGCUAGCGAUCUAAGUCCGUUAGUAAACCAGUCACUAAUGAGAACCAUUGAAACUCAAGAUUUUAUUCAGACAGACGGACCAAAGAUUUUCAGACAGGAACUUAGUGCAUUCACCAACAGGAUUCUAAACUAUGCUGAUCAGUAUGUCUUGUAUUUUCUUAAAGCGAUUAACAAUGAAGUUGGAGAAUGUAAACCUAUUGCCGAUGUCUACAACUCACUGACGAAGCUAGUCUGCAACCAAGUAGUGGAUUCAUUCAAUGGAUUUUGGUUAUCGCUGGGGUGGUGCAUUAUCUUCUUCAUCCCGAGUAUCGUUUUUGCCGUCAAGCUUUCAAAGUUUUACAGACGGAUGCGAUUCUAUGAGGAUUACUACAACGCUCAUGACAUUGAGACGGUUCCAAUGAAGGUAUACGAGUGAUGAUGACCUAUCGACCUUUUCCAGCUACUCUGAAGAUAAGCAUCUGAUCUUUGACCUGUACGGUUCUUAUUUCUUGAAGGACACGUUUAUUUUUCUAAACGCAUAGACACUUUUGGUUCCAUACACUUGCCUUUUCUGUCGCAAAUAAGAUGAUAUUUUUUAAUAAAUUAAAUAUUUCUAAGAUUUUUUAAUGGUUGUAUUGCUUCAGGCUGUCACUCUCGAACAAAGGUUUUGACAAAAUGAGAGACCGCAAACAUAGGGCGAGAUAGCUCAGUUGGUAGAGCGACGGCAAAUUAAGGUCGUUGAAAAAGUUUAUAUCUUGUUAUUUUAUGGCUACAACAACAAAUAGUGCCAAGUUAUUAUAAAUUACCCCACCAUAGUGGCACUUAUUAUUGUUCUUUUUAAAAGUACAUUACAAAUAGUUGUGCAUUUGUAUCGUUAAAUAAUUUUAGUGAUAUCCAAGGUUUGUUAUUGAAUGACUUACAAAGGAAAUAUAUGUAAAUAAUGGACGUCAAUCUUAACAAGUAAAAACCAAUAUUAAGUAAUAAAUGUGCCAUAGUUUUGCUGGACACAUUUCCUGACAAAUUUCAAAGGUGCAUGUAAGCUUCCCUCAUAUAAAGAGGCCUUCUUAUUAUUUUGUACAUAGAAUACUUUUGUGUUUGAAGGAACACAUUACCUUGGAUCGGUCGAGUUGGUAUU
Messenger RNA from Asterias rubens (European starfish), 3569 nucleotides. Its product is annotated as prominin-1-A-like. Lineage: Eukaryota; Metazoa; Echinodermata; Asteroidea; Forcipulatida; Asteriidae. Gene Ontology annotation, molecular function: cholesterol binding. Bases 321 to 2870 code for a protein of 849 amino acids. Gene Ontology annotation, cellular component: microvillus; apical plasma membrane; prominosome. The transcript has 25 exons. The record is from RefSeq and is a predicted model, not a curated record.